Messenger RNA from Achroia grisella, 1522 nucleotides. Its product is annotated as zwei Ig domain protein zig-8-like. The coding region runs from base 401 to 1303 and encodes 300 amino acids. Gene Ontology annotation, biological process: synapse organization. The transcript is spliced from 8 exons. Lineage: Eukaryota; Metazoa; Arthropoda; Insecta; Lepidoptera; Pyralidae. Gene Ontology annotation, cellular component: neuron projection membrane. The record is from RefSeq and is a predicted model, not a curated record.
UCGAGCGUACUUGUCGUUAUCCCGAAUGCUCGUAUUUUAUGCUCGUUGCAAAAUGUGGCCAGAUGUGAAUUCGUAAGCAAUAAAAUCGUAAUUAAUAGAAGUGGAGACAACUUUUUGAAAUAUAACUGGUUGGGAAAAUUGAUUGUUCGUUCCAAGAGGAUUGUGAAAACUUUAAGAAUUUUUAAAUAAGUUUAUAAGUGAAGUGAAUGUAUGGUGAUUUUACAGUUCUAACAUAAAUAAGUGAAGUAUAUAAUACACGAAUUGUUUGUUAAACGGCAACAAAAUUAUUAUAAGGAUAAAUUGACAGAUAAUGCAUCAUCCAAAAACUAACAAGACGCAUCGUGUUGAAGACACGAAGCUGUACAACGAAUGGAUGAGAGAAGGCUGAGACAUUAUCGUGAUGUGGAGGGCGGUGGAAGUCCAUACCAUGUCAGUUAGCUACCGACUCAAGAUCGGAGUGGUAGUUAUUGUUAUUAUGGUACUAGGAUUCUUCAAUGAGAGUCAAGGUACAGCCCAUUAUGGGGAAGACAGUGUCGGCUCAUUUCCAUACUUCGAGUACAACGUGCCUCGCAAUGUGACCACAGUUGUUGGACAGACCGCCUUCUUGCAUUGUAGGGUUGAACAACUUGGGGAUAAGGCGGUAUCGUGGAUAAGAAAAAGAGAUUUACAUAUACUAACAGCGGGUAUAUUAACUUACACAUCAGACCAGAGAUUUCAGGUUAUAAGACCAGACAAAUCUGAAAACUGGACGUUACAAAUUAAGUUUCCGCAAGAGAGAGACGCGGGCAUUUACGAGUGCCAAGUGAAUACAGAGCCAAAAAUGUCAUUGGCGUUUCAGCUGAAUGUCGUUGAGGCUAAAGCUCACAUCUUGGGUCCCGUAGAUCUAUACGUGAAGACAGGGAGUACGUUAUCACUUACGUGCAUCCUGAGUCAAGGUCCACAUGAUUUGGGCACCAUAUUUUGGUAUAAGGGAUCAAAACUAAUAGAGUAUAAGGAAGUAGAAGAGAAUGAGAUAGUGGAAGAGCCGAGAGUUCGGUUGAGAACAGAAUGGACGGAACAGCUGACGUCACGGCUGACGAUUGAGAAGCUGUUACCAGGUGACAGCGGAAACUACAGCUGCGUGCCUACAAUGGCAGAGGCUGCUUCAGUGAAUGUUCAUGUUAUUAAUGGAGAGCAUCCUGCUGCGAUGCAGCACGGGAACGCAAACACAGCAUCACCCUGUGCGCUGUCGGUCAACCUCCUCAUCUCUCUCUAUUGCACCCUCGCAACUUUAUACACUAGUACAGUUGACGGCUUCAGAUGAAAAUUACAAAACACAGCUUUAAAUAAUCGUUUGAUCAAAUUGUAAAUUAAAAGUAGUUUUCUUUUAUCUUAAUUUUGUAUAGUGUAAGUUUUAUGUUGGUAUACAGUUAUAGAAAUACAUUCAUAACGUUAACAUUAAAGAUGAAGGGAUCGUGUUACUUUUUCAUAAGAAUAUAUCAAAAUUUAAUUGUCACUGAAUGCUAAAACUGGGAAUGGUAUC